Molecule: messenger RNA, 656 nt
Organism: Pyrus x bretschneideri (Chinese white pear)
Lineage: Eukaryota; Viridiplantae; Streptophyta; Magnoliopsida; Rosales; Rosaceae
Exons: 3
Coding region: 161-454 (97 amino acids)
Source: RefSeq, a predicted model, not a curated record
GAAAAUCAAACAUAAAUAUUCCGCGAAAUUUGGAGGGAGAAGAAUACUCCACAGUAAACUUGGGAUCUUUGAAGAAACGAAAGCGUGACCAAUGCGAAUCGAAAUCGGAUAAAGCGUUCUGGGUUGGGUUCUCUGCGUUUUCUCUCGAAGCAUUAGAAUUAUGGAGCGUUUGCAGAAGUUGAUUGGGAAAAUCCCGAAAGAACCCCCAAAAUUGGGCUCCGCUUCGGCUUCCUUCGACCCUCACCGUGGGACUGAAGGUCUCGCCGCUGCUCUGUCUUCCUCCGAUCAGUCUCGUAUUUUGCUCAACAGACCCGCCAGGCAAUUGGUGUCACUGUGGACGUGCUCAAAGCUUUGUACAAUUUGCUUUGUUGCUGGAAUUGUGGUUGGUUACACGCUGAAGCGACGUGUCCGAAGUUGGACUUCCAAACUUCUCAAGAAGAUCAGAGAUGAUUGAUUGCUACUGGAUCUCUUUAUAUGAAUCCAUCUAAUGUGUUGCUCUCCAUAGAAGAACGAUUCUCCACCAAUAGUUGUUUGCUCUAGAGGGUGCAAUUUUGAUUAGCUUCCCGAGGUUAUACUAACCCUGCAUCUGACCUGAUUAACAGAUAUUGUUAGCCUUCGGCUUUCUAUUAUGUUAAUGAUAAAUUUUACGAGUUAAC